Messenger RNA from Quercus robur (English oak), 3298 nucleotides. RefSeq names its product MDIS1-interacting receptor like kinase 2-like. The transcript is spliced from 2 exons. The record is from RefSeq and is a predicted model, not a curated record. The coding region runs from base 93 to 3149 and encodes 1018 amino acids. NCBI's taxonomy places the organism in Eukaryota, Viridiplantae, Streptophyta, Magnoliopsida, Fagales, Fagaceae. Gene Ontology annotation, molecular function: protein binding; ATP binding; protein kinase activity. Gene Ontology annotation, biological process: protein phosphorylation.
GCCAAAAUCCUUCAUUCACCAAAACAACCCGCAUCCCUCUUUAAGUUUGCAAUACCUGUCACUCCUCGCUAUUCCCUAAGAGCUAUCGAGUCAUGCCAUCCUUACAAAAAAAGCCAUCCACAGACUUCGGAGUGUUAUUCAUGAGUCUCGGUGUUGUGUUGAUUUCCUUAUCAUCUUCUUUUGUGACUGCUGCUGCUGCUGCUGCUAGAGAUGAAGUGGGCAAAGAAUGGAAGGAAGCAGAAGCUCUCCUUAAAUGGAAAGCCAGUCUUGACAACCAGAGCCAAUCCCUCCUACCUUCUUGGGGUGGAGGAGGCCGAGGCCACCCAUGCAACUGGGUUGGAAUUGCUUGCGAUGAGUUGGGAAGCCUCACCCAUCUAAACCUUUCGAGUCUUGGUUUGAGAGGUACGCUUUACAAACUCAGUUUCUCAUCCUUUACCAACCUCCUCACUAUUGAUCUUUCAAGUAACUCGCUUUAUGGAAAUAUUCCCGACCAAAUUGGUAACAUUUCCAAACUCACCAAUCUCAACUUGGCUUUUAAUAAUCUCAGUGGUCCCAUCCCUACUUCUAUAGGAAAUUUGAGCAACUUAUCCGGACUUUUCCUUCACGAAAACUACCUUUCAGGAUCUCUUCCUCCAGAAAUUGGGAAACUGCAAAUCCUAGGCUUUCUACUCCUCAAAAGCAACCAUCUCUCUGGUUCCAUACCUCAAGUAGUUGGAACGAUGAGAUCUCUCUGGCAACUUGAUUUGUCAGUAAAUUUUUUCACCGGUGGAAUCCCCACUUCCAUAGGAAACUUGAGCAACUUAGAAUUUCUUUUCCUUUAUUGGAACCAACUUACGGGUUCCAUCCCUGAGGAACUUGGAUCGCUUAGAUAUCUGAAAGUAUUUCAAUUAACAGGAAAUAAUCUAUCUGGUGCAAUCCCUGCUUCCAUAGGAAAUAUGGCCAACAUGGGAAGUCUUCUAUUUUCCAUGAACAAACUUUCUGGAUCAAUUCCAUCAACUAUUGGAAACUUGACCAAGCUCAGUUACUUAGGCUUGUUUAUGAACAACCUAAGUGGUUCCAUUCCACGUGAAAUGGAUAAUCUAACCAAUUUUAUAAAAUUUCAACUCUCUGAUAACAAACUUACAGGCCAUUUACCUCAACAUGUAUGCCAGGCUGGAUCACUUGAAAAAAUUGCGGCCUCAAAUAACCAUUUGACAGGUCCUAUCCCAAAAAGCUUGAAAAAUUGCACUAGCCUAAUUAGAGUUACGCUUAAGGGAAACCAACUAAUAGGAAAUAUAACCGAAGACUUCGGAAUUUACCCGAACUUGUACUUUAUCGAUUUGAGUGGCAAUCACUUGUAUGGCGAGCUUUCAUCAAAGUGGGGGCAAUGCCAUAAUUUGACAUACUUGAAUGUCUCCAACAAUAAGAUCUCUGGUAGUAUACCACUUGAGCUCAGUGAGGCAAGUCAACUUGGUAAGCUCGACCUCUCAUCAAAUCAUUUAAUAGGGAAGAUUCCAAAGGAACUCGGGCUCUUGAAGUCAUUGCUCAGUCUUCUAUUGAGCAAUAACCAACUUUCAGGUAACAUUCCUUCAGAAAUUGGAAUGUUGUCUCAUGUUACAGAUUUGAACCUAGCAGAAAACAAUCUAAGUGGCUUGAUCCCUACACAACUUGGUGAGUGCUCGGAAUUACUAUUCUUGAAUUUGAGCAAAAAUAUACUCGAGGGAAGAAUUCCUUCUAGUAUAGGUAGUCUACAAUCUCUUGAAAAUCUUGAUCUUAGUUGGAAUAUGCUGAUAGGAAAGAUACUACCACAGCUUGGAGACAGUCUUCGGUUAGAAAUAUUGUAUCUCUCUCACAAUAAUCUCUCUGGUUCUAUCCCAUCCACUUUUGAUGAUAUUUCAAGCUUAACAUCCAUUGAUAUAUCCUACAAUGAGUUAGAAGGUCCUAUUCCCAACCAAAAAGCCUUUCGUGAGGCUUCAGAUGAAGCAUUUCGAAAUAAUAAAGGCUUGUGUGGUAAUGCCACUGGUUUGAAGGCUUGCAUUCAAAAUCCUUAUGGUAAAAGGGGCAACAAAUUUGUAUUAAAAAUUCUAAUUCCUGUUUUGGCCAGUAUAUUUCUGAUAUUUAUUAUUGUUGGAGUUCUACGUAUUAGUUGCCAAAGAGUGAGGAAUACCGAAGCCAAGCCAAGAGACAUACAAAAUGAUGAUGUAUUUGCAAUAUGGAGCUUUGAUGGGAAAAUGGUAUAUGAGAACAUCAUUGAAGCUACAGAGGAAUUCGAUUCCAAAUAUUGCAUUGGUGUUGGAGGAUACGGAAGUGUAUACAAAGCUGAGUUGCCAACAAGUCAAGUUGUUGCUGUGAAGAAACUUCAUCCAUUACCAAAUGGCGAGAAAUCCAAUCAAAAAGCCUUCAUAAGUGAGAUUCGUGCCUUAACAGAAAUAAGACAUCGUAACAUUGUGAAGCUUUAUGGUUUUUGUUCACAUCCACGGCACUCACUUCUGAUUUAUGAAUAUUUGGAAGGAGGAAGCUUGGUACAUUUACUAAACAAUGAGGAACAAGCAAAAGCAUUUGACUGGAUCAAGAGGGAUAAUGUCGUCAAAGAUGUGGCGAAUGCUUUAUCUUACAUGCACCAUGAUUGCUCGCAUCCUAUAAUCCAUCGAGAUAUAUCAAGCAAGAAUGUGUUACUAGAUCUCGAAUGUGUGGCUCACAUUUCUGACUUUGACACUGCAAGACUUUUGAAGCUUGAUUCAUCCAAUUGGACUUCACUCGCUGGCACCAUAGGGUACAUGGCCCCAGAACUUGCAUACACAAUGGAAAUUAAUGAGAAGUGCGAUGUUUAUAGCUUCGGAGUGUUGGCAUUAGAAAUAAUCAUGGGAAAGCAUCCUGGAGAUCUCAUUUCAUCUCUAUCAUCAUCACUCCCAUCCUCAUCAACAUUCACAACUCAUAUGCCAUUGAACGAUGUGUUGGACCAACGCCUUUCACUCCCUACCAACAAAGUUGCAAGUGAUGUGCUCUCCAUUGCAAAGAUUGCGAUUGCUUGCUUACAAACCAUUCCACAAUCUCGUCCAACAAUGAAACAAGUUUCUCAAGACCUAUUAACUCAGAAACCAGAUCUCACGAAGCCAUUACACAUGAUCACUUUAGGAGAAGUAGUUGAUGUCAGAGGCUCGACUGUGUAAUUGUUUGUUUUCUUCAUGUUCACCUUCUUGUUUAUGCAUUAUGAAUUGUGACUCCUCUUUUUUCUCUUUUUCACUUUUACUUUUCUCCUCUGUACUUUGCUUUGUUGUAUUGUGUCUAAUUGGCAAGAUUCUAAAUACAAUAUAGUAUA